Molecule: messenger RNA, 1891 nt
Organism: Osmerus eperlanus (European smelt)
Lineage: Eukaryota; Metazoa; Chordata; Actinopteri; Osmeriformes; Osmeridae
Exons: 11
Coding region: 139-1590 (483 amino acids)
Molecular function (GO): zinc ion binding
Source: RefSeq, a predicted model, not a curated record
UCGAAGAAGGAAGAAGAAAACCCUUAUUGGCUCUUGCUUCAUGGUAGUAGUUUUACGUACAUUUUAAAGUCGUUACAAAUAUAAAAAUGUUCUGUAUUCAGCAUUAGGUACCCAGGUGUUGUACAGGUGUUGGUGGCAAUGGAUCGUAAACUGGAGAACUCUGAGCCCAGCAGCCCACCCUGGGACAUGGCGGAACCAGACACCCCUGGACCCCUCAACACAGCGGUUGUCCUGGGAGAAAACGAGUUGCUGUAUGGCGACAUGGUCAGUCCUGGUCGCAACCCCAACAACUCCUCUUUCAUAAUCUAUGAGACACCGAGCCCUCAGUGCUAUCGCAGGAGACACCUUUACAACGGAGCUGAAAACACUGCCACUGUUUCUCUCCUGAGCCCUCCGUCUUUUGGGAACACGCAUGUUACCCCUAGCACUCAUUUUUCCAAACGCAGGAAACUUUCAGUACCAGCCACUAGCUUGAGAGGUGAGACCAAUCCUACUUCUUGGAGAACCAAUGGAUUUAUACCUGCGUCAUCUCUAUUGGAAACAGACUUUUCACAGGCAACUUGGCUGGAGCCACCUCGUCCACUACCCUCCUCAUUCAUGUCGUUCCCGUCCUCUCUUGGCUCGGUCGCAGCCUCGGAGGGGGUGAUGGCAGGGGAAGGGUUUUACUGUAACACUCAAGAGCCCAUGGUGGGUCCUACAGUGGAACCAAGGCACUGUCGAGGGAGGAAACGGACCUCGAAGCAAGCUAACUCCAGCUCUGCUAACUCGACUGAAUCCAGCUCCCAGGCACGUUCAUCCACUGAAGACAACACUCACUCCACAUCAGCCCUAUCCACAGGGAAGAACAGACUCAGGAAUCCCAAGAAACUUGCGUUUCCCACAACUCAGGAGCAGCUGGCCAAGCAUGAGGAGAUAGUCAUCAGCGAUGAUGACAACAAUGAUGUCAUCAUCCAGGCUAUGGUGCAGUCUGUGCAGCUGAAGGAAGAUGAGGCUUUUGCCCGAAGUCUCCAGGAGCAGUUUGACCGAGAGGAGCAGCAACAGCAAAGCAGACAGGAGGCUGUCAACUCCCUAAGACCCCAACUUCACCAUCACAACUAUUCGUAUGAUCCUCACUUUGCAUUGGGCUGGAUGUCUCCGUGGGCCACCGCAGCGAACCAGGCUGCUUUUUCUCCCUUUUUAGCCGGAUUCGACGGAGUGGGCCGCCGCACAGGAAGAGGUCGCUCCCGUGGUCGCUCGCGUCCCAGAAAUGAACGUCCUCAUCUCGCCGUGUUUGAACCCUUAAAUAAUAUCGGAGACGACUAUGAGGCUCUCCUGGCCUUUGAGGAACAUCAGGGUGCAGUGGUGGGCAAGAGCUCCCUGAGUAGGAGAGAACUGGAGAGUCUGCCAACCAAGACCUACAACCCAGCACACAGUGCCGGAAAGACCCAGUGUCAAAUCUGUUUCUCAGACUACACAGAAGGGGAGGAGCUAAGGAUGCUGCCCUGUCUUCAUGACUACCAUGUGCAGUGCAUAGACCGCUGGUUAAAGGAAAGCACCACCUGUCCUAUAUGCCGAGCUGAUGUAUCAGAGAUGAGAGCAAAUAUGGUUUGAUUAAACCUGUGAGACAUUGGAACAUGACCUCUACCUCAGUAGAAUGGAACCUCUUAAUUUACACAAACAGAAUCCAUGAUAUACACCUGGGUUGGUGAAUCCAUUCAUGGUUUUCUAGCAGGACCUUAGAUCUAAUCUAUUCUUUUUUUAUUUGAACUGCAUUGUAGUUCCUCCUGAUGUUAACUCUACUUGAAUGAAACUCAGGUUUUGUUUUGUCUGGCUCAUGUGAAAGUUUUUAUUAAAGGAACUAUUUUUCUCGUCAAAAUUUUGUUGAACUUUAUUAUAAAAAUGUCCCAUUCCU